GUAUGUUAUGCAGGCCGCCAUGUUGUAAAUUUAAAAGAAAAUAAGAUUUCCGUGCCUUUUUUUUUCUGCUUUGGAAGGCCAUAGUCCUUUUACGUUCAGAUCAACACGCUGUAUACAUUAACCAGCAAUAAAGUAUUCAAGCAAACAGUUCUCGCUUUUUGGUUGUGUAACAGUAAAAGGACUGGCGUUAUCUUGAAGUAGACGCACUAUCUGCACCGACAUCAUGGCUGAAGCUCCGGAGGGAAGAAUAAGGUCCCUUUCUGAAAAGGCUCAAGAGAACUAUGAAGAGAGAGUUAACAAGUACAUGAAAUCGCUAGACAGUGUUGCUGAUAAGAUGCAGAAUUUAAUUCAGCAGUCGCGAUCAGAAGAAUUAACCAAUUCAGAUGAUUUGAAGUCACUGCACCUGAACAUUUGUUUGAUAUCUGGGGAAUACAGGGCCUUCUCAAGUGACUUUAAUGUAUUUUUAGAAAAUACGCGAACAGAGCAAAGUUUAAAAAUGCUCGCUGAGCAGCGCGAAAGAGACAGUGUGUGCGAACUUGCCAUAAAGAGAGCGCUGGAAGAGUUAGAUAAGAGAAUUACAGAUCUACAGCUAGAUCGACAGUCGUUAGUUUCAGGGCGCAGUCGUAAAAGUUCAACAUCCCAGUUAGCCACUCAAGCAAGAGCCAAGGCUAGUGCAGCCAGGGCGCGUAUGACUUUAAUAGACAAGGAAAAAGAGCUUAAAAGGCGUCAACUGGACAUUGAAAUCGAAUUAAAGGCUUUGAAAGAAGAACAGAUUUAUGAAGAGGCCAAGGCCGAAGCUGUGGUAUAUGAAGAUGCUGUGAGUCAGUGGGGCUCUGGUAUGCAGGCUGGCAGCCUGCGUAAUGCCCACAUUGAGGCUGUUCCUGCACCGAACCUUUCACGAACGUUUGUUAUGGAAACCAAUCACCAAAGUGAGAUGAGUACGGCUAGACAAAGUGCUCAUGAAGCCGUGAACAUUCUGCCGACAGGUGAUUCCCGAUAUGUUCCACCAAGAAGGGAGGCUGUAAAUGUGCAUAUCUCGAGUAAUCCGGUAGACGUUCAGCCGCCAAGGAAUCCAGAUUUAGUCACCGGCCACAUCCCGACUCAAGACAGUGUCGCACGCGAACGUACUCGUGAGUAUGUGAACUCUCUACAGACAGAAAAUUUAUUAAAUCCUAAUGCCGAUGAGUAUGUGCCAUGUGAUCGUGAACUUAAUGUUACUUCCGAGUUGUCGCGUUUCUUAUUACGCAAGGAUUUGCUGUUUUCGCGUUUAACUAAAUAUGAUGACAAGGCAGAAAACUAUUCAGUUUGGAAGACUACAUUUAAAAGUGUUGUUGCAGAACUAAAUGUAAAUUCGAGAGAAGAGUUAGAUCUGCUCGUAAAGUGGUUAGGACCUGACUCGGUUAAACACGCAAUAAGUUAUAGGACAUCUAGUUCAUCAGAUCCAGCCCGUGGGGUUAGAAACCUUUGGGAACGCUUGGAUGAGAGAUAUGGAGCGCCCGAGAUGACAGAAUCGUCAUUGCAAAAGAAGCUUGAGAAUUUUCCGCGUUUAGGACCUAAAGAUUCAAAAAAGCUCUAUGAAUUGGCUGAUAUUUUACAAGAAAUUCAGAAUAACAUGGCUGAUCCUAAAUAUGCGGACUUGCUUUCAUACUUUAACAGUUCGAGGGGUGUCAUUCCCAUUGUGAACAAGCUCCCUUACAAUAUGCAGGAAAAAUGGACAACCCGUGCCGCGAAAUACAAAGCAGACCGAAAUGUGCCAUUUCCACCUUUUUGUUAUUUUGUGAAUUUCGUUACAGAAAUGAGCAAGGUUAAAAAUGAUCCAGGAUUCAUGUAUGAGUCACAACAGAAAAUCAGCACUGCGAAAAGAGUUUCAUUAAAAACGGAGGUUUCAACAAAUUCAGAGAUUCAAAGUGGUAACUUUUGCACUUUCCACAAUGUCGCGGGGCAUACAUUGAAUUCCUGUCGUACAUUUCAGAGUAAACCAAUGACAGUACGCAAGAAGUUCAUAAGGGAUAAAGGUAUUUGUUUUAGAUGCUGCGAAUACACCACUCACAAAGCCAGUAACUGUACCAAGAAAAGACAGUGUAACUUAUGUAAAGGUCCUCAUGCUUCAGCUUUACAUUUAAAGGCACCCUCGAGUUCGAAUGGCGGGGAGAAAUCUGAGCAUGAUUAUAAACCUGAAAGAAAGGAAAAUGAGAUCCAUUCAGCUUGCGCUCAAGUAUGUGGCAACAUGAGUGGUGGUAAAUCCUGUGCUAAGCUGGUAUGCGUAUAUGUUUAUCCCAUGGGUGAUCCAGAAAAGAAAGUGAAAAUCUAUGCGUUAUUGGACGACCAAAGUAACAGAUCUUUGGUUAAACCUGAGUUCUUUAACCUCUUUGAUGGACAGUUUGAAGAGAUCGCCUAUUCUUUGUCUUCCUGUGUGGGCAAAAUAGAUACAUAUGGUCGCAGAGCUACGGGUUUCGUUGUCGAAAACCUGGAUGGUACCAGUUCGCAUGAGCUUCCACCCCUAACAGAAUGCACCCAGAUUCCAGACAUUCGUGACGAAAUACCCACUCCUGCCGUAGCAAGGGCACAUUCACACUUGACUGACUUGGCUGAUAGCUUACCUGAGUUAGAUCGCGAGGCCCCUAUAUUGUUGCUUAUUGGAAGAGAUCUGGCUGAGGCACAUCACGUCCUUAAACAAAUAAUCGGACCUAGACGUGGCCCCUUCGCCCAAGAAUACAGUUUAGGAUGGGUCAUUAUUGGAGAAAGUUGUCUGGGUGAAGUGCAUGUUCCAGAUAAAGUAUGUUGCAAUAAAACCUACAUCGGUCAUGACGGCAGAGGCUCCAUUUUUCCACCUUGUCAGAGUAGGCUCUUUCUGAAGGAACGCCACGAUGUCAUGGCCUCUCAGGAUGUCUUCGUUCGAACACCAGAAGAUGACAAGUUCGGUCUGUCUGCAGAAGAUGAAGAAUUCCUCGGAAUAAUGAAUAGAAGCUUCCAGAAGACUCCAAAGGGUUGGUCAGCCCCACUUCCUUUCCGUGAUCCUAGGCCUAAACUGCCUAAUAACAGAGACCAGGUUUUGAGACGAAGUCACUCUCUAAAGGCUUCAUUGAGAAGAGACAGUGUGAAACAGGACCUUUUCGUUGAGUUCAUGGGAAGAAUUUUUGACAAUGGUUAUGCAGAGCUAGCCCCUCCUUUGCAGCUGAAGGAAGAAUGUUGGUACCUUCCCAUUUUCGGGGUUUAUAAUUCUAGAAAAGGACAGAUUCGAGUGGUGUUUGAUUCAGCUGCUCAACAUCAGGGAAUCUCAUUAAACUCGGUGCUGAUGCAAGGACCGAAUUUGAUGAAUAGUCUCCUGGGGGUUCUGAUGAGGUUCAGACGACAUCCCGUUGCCGUCACUGCUGACAUACAACAGAUGUUCUUCCAGUUUCGUGUACACGAGGCGCACAGAAAUUACCUAAGAUUUAUAUGGUUCAAGAAUAAUGAUCCAGAGCAAGAGCUAGUCGAGUACAGGAUGUGCUCUCAUGUCUUCGGCAACUCGCCAUCUCCAGCCAUUGCAGCAUACGGCUUGAAGAAGACGGCAGCAGAGAUGGAGCCAAUUUUUGGAUCAGACGUAAGAGAGUUUGUCGAGAAGGAUUUCUAUGUUGAUGACGGGCUUUCAUCGUACCCGGAUGAGGCAACAGCAAUAGAUCUAGUAACACGCACUCAGAAGGCUCUAAAAGAAGGAGGUAACCUUCGUCUGCAUAAAAUUGCCUCUAACAGUGAAGGUGUAAUGAAGGCAUUCCCCAAAGAGGACUUAGCCAAAGAACUUCAAGAUAUCAAGAUAGGCUCUGACACCUUGCCUACACAGAGAAGCUUGGGUAUGAAUUGGAAUCUAGAAACAGACACCUUCACCUACACUGUAUCAAAGGAGGAAAAACCAGUAACUCGGAGAGGCGUGCUGUCCACAGUGAACUCGCUUUUCGAUCCCUUGGGAUUCGUGGCACCUGUGGUAAACCAAGGGAGAUUACUAAUGCGAGAACUCAUACAUGAGACUUCAGACUGGGAUCAGCCUCUUCCAGAAGCCAAACUCCAACAAUGGAAAGAUUGGAAAAAGUCACUGGCAGACCUAGAAAGACUUACUAUCCCAAGAAUGUAUGUUGAAAUAUCCAACCCAGCCGGAAAACAAGAAAUCCAUAUCUUUUCUGAUGCCUCAGAAAAGGCGAUUUCGGCAGUUGCCUAUUACAGAGUGGCGAACGACAGUACGGGUGUACGAGUUGGUUUUAUUCUGGGCAAAUCAAAGGUUGCUCCUCGGUCGGGACAUACUAUUCCCCGUUUGGAGUUAUGCGCCGCGGUUAUGGCUGUCGAGAUAGCAGAGACUGUAUACGAGCAACUUGGCUUUCCGAUUGAAGAAAUGAAAUUUUACACAGACAGUCGUGUGGUACUCGGUUACUUAAACAACAAGGUCCGACGCUUUUACAUCUAUGUGCAAAAUCGCAUUGCUCGAAUUUUGAAGUCUACAACUAGAGAACAGUGGUACUAUGUUGGUACAGACGACAAUCCUGCUGAUGAGGGUACACGUCCCAUUCCGGCAGAUCAGUUGCAGCAAAGCAUGUGGCUGAAGGGGUGUGAACUUUUGAAGGCUCCAGAACUUCAUCUCGGCUCGGUUAAUCAUGAACUACAGUCUCCAGAUGAAGACAGAGACAUAAGACCAUUGGUAAAGUGCGUGAAAACAGUGACAGAUCCUAGUCAGAGACUUGGACUCGAUCGCUUUAAAGGUAUAAACAAGUGGGACCUUCUGGUCAGAGUAAUCGCUCUACUUAAAGGCAAAGCCGGACGUGCAAACAUACAGGCGAAAGUAAGCAGAGCUGAUCUGCUUAGAGAAUCCGAAAGAAUCCUUAUCACAGAAGUUCAGAAAGAAUCUUUCAGUAAAGAGCUAGAGUGUAUUGCUUCAAAUCAGAAACUGCCAAGGAACAGCGCUAUUCAGGGACUAAAUCCUAUCAUUGACGAACAUGGACUGUUAAGAAUCGGUGGCAGAUUGAAAAAUGCUAGCGAACUUAGCAUAAGCGAGAAGAACCCAGUUAUACUACCCAAAUGUCAUUUCGUGAGCAAACUGGUCGUGAGGUACUAUCACGAAUCGGUUAGACACCAAGGAUGUAACUUCACAGAAGGUGCCAUCAGAUCUGGCGGAUUUUGGAUUAUCGGUGUGAAGCGUUUAGUGCGUGGCAUGAUUCAUGAAUGUGUGAAAUGUAGGAAGCUCCGUGGCAAAGCAGGAUUUCAGUUCAUGUCAGACCUACCAAAAGACAGACUUACUCCUGAUGCUCCCUUUUCCUCAGUAGGAGUUGACGUGUUUGGGCCGUGGAAUGUGACGGCUCGCCGCACUCGUGGUGGACUGUCUCACAGUAAACGCUGGGCCGUGUUGUAUACCUGCCUGACUACGCGAGCCGUACAUAUCGAGCUUAUAGAAGAACUCAGCUCGUCGUCUUUCAUAAACGCGACACGUCGCUUCAUCGCGAUUAGAGGACCAGUACGUGUAUUCCGUUCCGACAGGGGAACUAACUUUGUCGGGGCAACCGACUGCAUGAAAAUAGACGCUAUCAACGUGGAGGACGAGACCACAAAGAAAUUCUUUGAUUCUCAACGCACAGUGUGGUUGUUCAAUUCGCCUCACUCCUCCCAUAUGGGUGGAGUGUGGGAAAGGCUUAUCAGCAUCGUUCGGCGUAUAUUAGAUUCCAUGUUAGUGGACUUACGCGGAGAUCUCACUCAUGAAGUCUUAGCAACGUUCAUGGCUGAAGUCUGUUCGAUUAUAAAUUCGCGCCCCCUAGUGACACUGUCGGCUGAUCCUGAAUGUCCUACUGUGUUAAGCCCAGCAAUGCUUCUUACACAGAAGCCAGCAGAUGUAGGAACCUUUUUAAGUGAAACAAAUUUGAGAGAUAUGUAUAAAGCUCAGUGGCGUCGCGUGCAGUGUUUAUCUAACAUGUUCUGGAAGCGGUGGAAAGCAGAGUACCUUCAGAAACUUCAGCAGCGUAAAAAAUGGACUGUUGUACAGAGAGAGCUUCGUGUUGGUGAUGUCGUUUUAUUGAUCGAGGAUGAUUGUCAGAGGAACAAUUGGCCGAUGGGUGUCAUCACUGAACUAUAUCCUAGUCAAGACGGUCAUGUACGGAAAGUGAUGGUUAAGGUUAAUCGUACAGGUGACUCAGAACCGCGAUCUUAUGUGAGACCAGUAACCAAACUUAUCACUCUUCUUGAGUGCGAGGACAAGAUCAGUGUAAAUUAGGUUUAAUGUUAAAAUGAUAGGUCACUAAGGAACUGUAUAAGUGUGCUUUAAGUACUCUUAAGUGACAUAAAGAUUUGGUGAAUUACUCAGAAUUCUGAAGUAGACUUAAGUACUGUUUGUCACUUAUUGUUUGCUGUUUAUAAGUUUUGAAUCUUAGCAUUAUUUUCGAUUUUGUUUGUUUCUGUAAGUUUACUGAUUAAGUGGUAUUUCAUACCAGGCGGGGAGUGUUACAAAACGGUUUUUGGUACGUGAGGGACGGGCUUUAGUUGGUCGUAUGUUAUGCAGGCCGCCAUGUUGUAAAUUUAAAAGAAAAUAAGAUUUCCGUGCUUUUUUUUUCUGCUUUGGAAGGCCAUAGUGUAAGUCUGGUGUUUUAAUCCUUUACAAUAUGCAUAAUUGUUAUUGUUUAUACCAGGAAAUAAUGUCUCUGUUACUUAAUAACAUUUUGGCAGUUUCUUUCGCUUGGGGUUCGUCCCCUAUAUUUUUCGUACCAGAUAGGUGAUUUCUUACCUCGUCCCCUACACUUCGUACUCAAAAUUUUUGAUUCGUCCCAAGUCGUUUCGUACUUGCUUCUUGGAGUCCUUUAAACGUUUCUUAAACGAGUUAUUUCAAUUUUUUACUGUAAAACUUAGAUUCGUCAUUCAGUAUAACUGUACUUG
Messenger RNA from Mercenaria mercenaria, 6882 nucleotides. RefSeq lists its product as uncharacterized. The transcript is spliced from 2 exons. NCBI's taxonomy places the organism in Eukaryota, Metazoa, Mollusca, Bivalvia, Venerida, Veneridae. Gene Ontology annotation, biological process: DNA integration. Gene Ontology annotation, molecular function: nucleic acid binding. The coding region runs from base 224 to 6226 and encodes 2000 amino acids. The record is from RefSeq and is a predicted model, not a curated record.